This is a messenger RNA of Penicillium macrosclerotiorum, 645 nucleotides long. RefSeq lists its product as uncharacterized. The transcript has 2 exons. The coding region runs from base 1 to 645 and encodes 214 amino acids. Lineage: Eukaryota; Fungi; Ascomycota; Eurotiomycetes; Eurotiales; Aspergillaceae. Gene Ontology annotation, molecular function: monooxygenase activity; iron ion binding; oxidoreductase activity, acting on paired donors, with incorporation or reduction of molecular oxygen. The record is from RefSeq and is a predicted model, not a curated record.
AUGGUUGCCGGGAGCCCCGCCAGGUUCGACGAAGCCUUCAACACCAGCCAGGAGUAUCUGCUGCGCCGCGUCCUCGCACAGCGGUUUUACUGGACAAUCAACACGUCCAAGUGUCGUAACACAAAUGCCCAAGUCCACAGGGUCUUUGGCCACUACAUGCAGCUUGCGCUGCUGUCCGAGCACGCCGGCAAGGCCCAGAAAGUUGGCCAUGAACAUGGCCCUGGGCGCUGUGUGUUUCUCGAGGCGCUGGCGUCCGGGACUGAUGAUCCCAAGCUUAUCCGCCACAAUAUGCUCAAUGUCUUUCUUGCCGGGAAGGACAUGACAGCUAGCCUGCUCAACUCGGCUUUCUACUUCCUUGUGCGUAAUCCGCAAGUUUGGGAGACGCUGCGAAGUGAAGUAGUGGGCAAAUUCGGCGACCGCUGCAGACGGGGAACGAAAUCACGCAUACGAGGCGCUCCGACUGCUCCCACCAGUCCCAGUGAACUUCCGGCAGGCCCUCAAAGAGACAUCCCUGCCGGUUGGAGGGGCCAAGCUCGGAACGCACCAAUUGAUAUUGAGAAAGGUGACAUAGUAGGGUAUAAUGUCUACGUAAUGCACUGGAGAACCGAUAUCUGGGGGUGCCGACGCCCACACGUUUCGGCCUGA